GGACCCCUCCUGCCAGCCUCCCCUGGGCAAGGAGGAAAGCGUUACACGCGGCUCGGGUCUGUCACAGUCAGCACGUAGCCCGCCCCAGAAGACCCCGCCCGGGGGACGUCCCCGCAGCGCGACCCCGGCCGAGCGCGGGCGGCCACGCCGGCUUCAGGCGCUGCACUGCGCAGGCGCGCGCACGGUGCGCAGGCGCCGCCCAGAAGUGACUUCUCCAAAAAGUGUCUUAGUUGGCGGUCACCUGAGCUCCGGGCGCCCGGCUCCCGUAGGCUGCGCGGCCGCCGCCUCCGCGGGUCUUGCGCGGGGCCUCGCCCUACUCUCGCGCCCGUCGCUGCCUCGCCCCCGGCCCUCCAAGGGCGCGUUCUCCCCUCUGUCCUUUGCGGGCGGGCCGGGCCGAGCCGGGCCGAGCCGCCGGUGCCGUCCGACCAUGGCGUCCCUCUUCAAGAAGAAAACCGUGGACGAUGUAAUAAAGGAGCAGAAUCGAGAGUUACGAGGGACACAGAGAGCUAUAAUCAGAGAUCGAGCAGCUUUAGAGAAACAGGAAAAACAGCUGGAAUUAGAAAUUAAGAAAAUGGCCAAGAUUGGUAAUAAAGAAGCUUGCAGAGUUUUAGCCAAACAGCUUGUACAUCUACGGAAACAGAAAACAAGAACUUUUGCUGUAAGUUCAAAAGUCACUUCUAUGUCCACACAAACAAAAGUGAUGAAUUCCCAGAUGAAGAUGGCUGGAGCAAUGUCUACUACAGCAAAAACAAUGCAGGCAGUUAACAAGAAGGUGGACCCGCAAAAGACGUUACAGACAAUGCAGAAUUUCCAGAAGGAGAACAUGAAAAUGGAGAUGACUGAGGAAAUGAUCAAUGACACACUUGAUGACAUCUUCGAUGGUUCUGAUGAGGAGGAAGAAAGCCAAGAUAUUGUGAAUCAAGUUCUCGAUGAAAUUGGAAUUGAAAUCUCUGGAAAGAUGGCCAAAGCUCCGUCAGCUGCCCGAAGCCUACCGUCCGCCUCGACGUCGAAGGCCACAAUCUCCGAUGAAGAGAUUGAACGGCAGCUCAAAGCUUUAGGAGUAGAUUAGUCAAAAGAGCCACAGUAUUUUGCUUACGUAUAAUUUAGUAUAAACCAGGCACAGUGCAAAUUCCUUUGACAAAACACAUUUAUUUUGUAAAAAUGAAGACCAUGAAUAGACAGUUGUUUCCUAACCCAUGGCUAUUUUGAAUCUUUUGCCAAAGAAUGACAAUGAUCCAAAAAUGAGAACAGUUUGGAUGUUAAUUAGAACUAUUUAGGAGUGAUGAUGUGUAAAGGUUGACUUCUUUUCUGCAUGGCAUAGAGAAAUUAUAUUCAUUACUUCGUGUAGUUUAUGUUCUAAAUCUUUUUACAGUGAACACAAAAUCUUGUUAAAGCCGCUAGGCACCAACUUAAAGAGACUUGUAAAAAUAUUAAAAGUGUAUCAUUAAUUCUGUA
This is a messenger RNA of Equus caballus (horse), 1455 nucleotides long. It is a transcript of the gene CHMP2B, whose product is annotated as charged multivesicular body protein 2B. Lineage: Eukaryota; Metazoa; Chordata; Mammalia; Perissodactyla; Equidae. The record is from RefSeq and is a predicted model, not a curated record. Gene Ontology annotation, cellular component: multivesicular body; ESCRT III complex. Gene Ontology annotation, biological process: protein transport; endosome transport via multivesicular body sorting pathway; late endosome to vacuole transport.